AUGUCCAAUAUGAUUUCCUCGACAUUUGCCCCCAGUCUUUCGCGCCGGGACACCAAAUCCAGCAUCAGUCAUGACCCAUCGGUGGGGUCCAUGCCACCCCCGUUAACGAGUGGUAGCGGAUCACUUGGGCCUCAAAGCGCAGCAGCAAUCUACCAGCACAUCCACGAUAUGGCCGCUAAGCGGAUCUCUACACUGGGUUAUCUGCGAAAAGCGCACGAAGGCCGCAUCUACUGGUUCAAUACAGUUCACUUUUCCCGGACCGAUAUCAGCCGACUGCCAUACUUUGAGCCCCGUAAACUCGCCCGUCGCGCCAUCAAUUACCUUCUUUUGGGCCUCUCCCUGCCUCCGAUUCUCGAUGUCAGCACAACACCCGUGGAAUUCCUUCGCGCACUCAACACCCUCCUAAAUGAAUUCGAGGCUUUUCAGCAAGUGCAUCCUCCCGACGGCACCUCCUCCUCCACCCUCACUCGCGCCCGUAUCCCACAGAUGUUCAAGCGGGCUGCUCACGCCGGCACGAAAGCGCGCCGCACCAGUUCGGCCACAGAAAUCGGCCUACCGAUACAAUCCAGUGACCCGUCGGAUUUGAAGUCAAUGGCGAGUAACUCAGCCAGCGCGGCGGCAGCGACCGUCUCGUUUCCGCAUACGGAGGCUUCGGAGCUCCUCCCCGGCGAGGAAUACACAUAUCUUCUGACGCCAUUGUUACCAUUUGAACCGGACUAUUUCGAAACAUUUGUUACCCUGUGUGAUAUUCUAAUUGACUGUUACACCCGAUUGGUGUCGCUAGUCUUCACACCUUCAGUAUGUACUGUCGCAUUGGGGGAAAUGUUUUCUAAGGCGGAUGCCAAGAUAAGGAAGAUUAUGGUGGCGGGGAUCAUACGCGAAUUCGAGGAUGCCAGCCGUCACCAGGCCAAGAGCGAACUCAAUAGCGUUGGUCGCGUGGUUUUGGGCGGUUUGAUGGGCUGA
Aspergillus luchuensis is the source of this 963-nucleotide messenger RNA. RefSeq lists its product as uncharacterized. The record is from RefSeq and is a predicted model, not a curated record. Bases 1 to 963 code for a protein of 320 amino acids. Lineage: Eukaryota; Fungi; Ascomycota; Eurotiomycetes; Eurotiales; Aspergillaceae. The transcript has a single exon.